GGCAACUGCCAAGAAAAAAUAGGAAUGGUGGGUGACUGUCAUGAAGUUUUAGGUUAAGUGCAAACAAUAUGAAUUUAAUAUAAAAUAUUACUGAAAUCAUCCAAAAAUAGUUAUUAUAUAAAAUGGAUUCAGUGCUUCUUGUAGUUACUACAGUGUUAUGUACGUUACUUUUGUUAAAAUUAAUUUACAAUUUACGGUCAACAUUGCGAUGGCGAGUAAACUGUUGGUUCUGUAAUAGUAAUUUUUGGGUUAAAUUCAUUAACCGCAAUAGUUGGACGUGUCCAAAUUGCGAACAGUACAAUGGAUUUACAAAGGAUGGUGAUUAUAAUAAACCAAUUGUAACUGCAAAUAAUGAACUUAAAGCACCAAAUGCCUUUAAAAGAAGCCCACCUAAAAAUGGGCUUUGCAAAAUGUGUAAUAUUAACCAACAGUUAAAAGUUACACAGCUUGCUAAUUUUGUUCCUAUGAAUGAGAAGAAUUUUGAACAUGAAAUUGAAAUGUAUAAAUCACAACUAGAAAAAGCUUACAAAUUAUGUAGUCCAUGCAAACAAGUCAUACAAAUGAAAUUGCACAAAGAGAAAGAAUCAAUGCUUGGUUCAAAAUUAUUGCAAAAUCGCACACCUAAGAAAUCUAAAACACGGAAGGAAAAAAGAAAUGAUUUACUCCAUCACAUUAUUAAUAAUGUAUCAAAAGCUGUUGCUGGGAUACUUAUAGUACUAGUGACUGUUGAGUUUUAUGAAAACAUCAAAGUUCAUGAUAAUAUAUACAGUACAAUAAACAAUGUCAAAGUAAUUAUAUAUAACUUAAUAGAAAGAGUUUUAUCUAUAGUAAAAAUGAAGACAUUGAUGACAUUCCCUCAAUUAGAGCACUAUUUUUAUGAUUUUGACAAUACACUGUAUGUAGAUUUUAUAACUUUAAUUGCUGGACAUAACAGAGUGAUCCAAAAGGCCCUAAGUGGCUUUGUAUGUGCCAUGCAAAUAAUUGGACACUUCUGGAACAUAAAUAAGUUAAAAUAUUCUAUUGGUAUUGACUUACUGUGGACAGUAUUUGUAGCUACCUUUUUAUAUCACAAGUUGACUGGACAUUUAUUAAUAAUAAGUUCAAUUAAAUUGUGUGCAGUGGUAGCUGUACUCUUUAUUUACAAUAGUAUCAAAUCAAACAAUAAAAUUGAUGAUCUAGAAACAACACCAAAGAAAACCAAGAAACCAAUGAUUGGAUCAAUUAAGAUGCAUCAAGAUCAAGACAUUUCCUUUGACACAGAUGAUGAUGUCUCCCUUAGUAAAUUUGGUUUGCACAAUUUUACUAGCUCUUCUAAUGAAACUCUAAGCCCUUUAAACAGUAGCUUCAAAAGUGGAAGGUCUUUUACUCCCCGUAAUGACAGCUUGUGGAAUAAACCGAUGCACAAUUCCACGUUCACUAUUAAUUCAAUGGCCAAAAGCCCAUCACCGUUUGCCAAGACAGUAUUUGUGAAGCCGGAAUUCAAUAAAUAUCAGAAAUUAGUGAAAGACGAGUCCGAUUCCGAUCUCGACGAAAGUAUAAGUUCCUUGUGUAUAAGCAGUCCCAAAAAGAGAUCCGCGAAAACAAAUCCCGUGUUUGCUUUAAGAAAGUUUACAGCGUCACCGAAUUUCGCGACACCUAUGCCGAUUAAUCGCGGUCGACCUUUAAUAUCGCCCAGUAAAUUAGGCACCUCUUGGGUGGCCGGUGGUUAUUGGGGUUCAGACGGAGAAAGGUCUUUGUUUAACAUAAACGGCAGUCGCUCUUCUAGCCAAAGUUCCGGUUUCGAAUCCCAAACUUCGAGUAUGACUCAGAGAAAUGUUUUUUCUCAACCUCCUUCUCGAGAGGAGUCCGUAUGCGGCGAACCCGAUAGAUCUUCGGUUCUAUUAGACAGAUUUCAAAAUUGCAAUAUGAACUAUCAGAGCUCGCAGAACUUUGCCCCAUUAUCGACACCCGUCUUCCCUCAAAUGCAAUAUAACAACCACGUAAAAAUACCUCAGCCGAGAUUCCCUCAGAGUUUCUCGAAUAAUUAUAGUUCCGAGCACAAUUUUAAAAUUCCCGGCAGGUCCGGAAUUAUAAAGCUGCCCCAAAUAGAUUCAUUCACAUCUAACUAAUGCUCAACAGCUAGUCCUUACUAACUUUCGACUAAUUUUAUAUUUUAUUCUUUGAACGAUGUUUUUUGUACUAAAGUUCCAUUGACUGCCAUUAUAAUUAAGAAAUGUUAAGUUAUCACAUUCAUUAGUAUGUAAGUGGUUGUGUAUUAUAAGUAGGCGUAAGUAAUAAUUUGCUGAUCUCGUGUGGUGCCGGGCGACGCUAUGAAAACAUUAAGAAUUGUUACAAUUUUUUAUAUGGACGUCACUGUCCUUAUUUUUUCGAUGUACAUGGUUUUCUGACGAUGAGCUUUAUUAAAGACUUUCUGCUUGAGUGAAUUUCUGACGGUAAAGUUAAAUAUGAACGUGUAGAUUUUGUGAUACUUAUGUCGAAUAAGUUUUAUUUUCAUAUUUUUUUCUAUACGUACAAUUUAUACGUAAUUAUUACAAAAUUUAAGACAAUACAAAAGCCGUUACUCGUUAAUCAUGUGCACGGAGUGUUUUAAACAAAAUGUGAUAUGUAAAGACUAGUAAUUUUUCUGAUAAUGAAGUUAAUGAUUCUUGAUGUUAUCAUUUUUUGUUUGUUUCGUUUUUGGGUUUCGUCAUCUUGAAACGGAAACCUUUUGUAAAGCUCCUGGAAUAAAAUGAAAAUGUAUCAAA
This is a messenger RNA of Pieris rapae (cabbage white), 2744 nucleotides long. RefSeq lists its product as uncharacterized. The coding region runs from base 123 to 2108 and encodes 661 amino acids. Gene Ontology annotation, molecular function: lamin binding; actin filament binding. The record is from RefSeq and is a predicted model, not a curated record. The transcript has 5 exons. Gene Ontology annotation, biological process: nuclear migration along microtubule. Lineage: Eukaryota; Metazoa; Arthropoda; Insecta; Lepidoptera; Pieridae. Gene Ontology annotation, cellular component: nuclear membrane.